AUGUUUGGGUCCCCCACGCACUUGAGCUUUGCCCACGUGCGCUCGGACCACCUCGAUUGCGCGGGCGCAGAUGCACACCGCCACGAAUCCGCUUCUGUCGGCCAAGGAAAGGUUGCCAGGAAAAGGAAAUCCAAUACGAGCCGCUUUCGAAGAAUUGUUGUGAGAUGGUUGGGGAUUCCCAAUGGGCCAGCGCCAUGGUGA
Molecule: messenger RNA, 201 nt
Organism: Chaetomium globosum CBS 148.51
Lineage: Eukaryota; Fungi; Ascomycota; Sordariomycetes; Sordariales; Chaetomiaceae
Exons: 2
Coding region: 1-201 (66 amino acids)
Source: RefSeq, a predicted model, not a curated record